Messenger RNA from Medicago truncatula (barrel medic), 1515 nucleotides. RefSeq names its product probable pectinesterase 15. The transcript is spliced from 5 exons. Lineage: Eukaryota; Viridiplantae; Streptophyta; Magnoliopsida; Fabales; Fabaceae. The coding region runs from base 228 to 1424 and encodes 398 amino acids. Gene Ontology annotation, molecular function: pectinesterase activity. Gene Ontology annotation, biological process: pectin catabolic process; cell wall modification. The record is from RefSeq and is a predicted model, not a curated record.
CCAUAAUGCUUUUAAAAGCCGUCAUUUUGCAAUAAAGACUCCUCAAUACAUUUCUUACCUCCUACUCCAAUCAUGCAUCACUAUCACACAAAUACACAUAUACCCUUUUCACAUGCACAUUAUAAAAGCAUUAGUCACUACUCCAUGCAUCAUCCCCUCCCUCUACCCAAAACUCAUUUCUUAGCCCAAAAUACAAACAUAUACUAACCAAUUCAUCCAACAAAAACAUGAAAUUCAACAGAACCCUCUUUUGGCUUUCUGGUUUUGCCAUCCUUCUCUUUUCUAUCAUCAUUGUUCAUUACACCACACCACCUUCAAACACCUCUAACACUGCCACCAGUAGUUCUCUAGAUAGUUUAUUAAGCAAGAUAAUAAAGCUACGUGGUGCUCAAGAUUUUGUGUCUUUGUUGAUAACAAGUAUUGCGAGUACGAGACAUCAUCAUUGGAUGAGGCAUAAGGAAAAAUGUGACGAGGCCAAACGGGCUUCACAACUAAUUUUAGACUAUAAUGCGACCAUCACUUUCACAGUCGACUUAAAUGGUCGUGCUAACUUUAGCAGCGUGCAGAAAGCGAUUGAUGCCGUUCCUGAAUCUAGUUUUAAUACAACCCUUAUUAUAAUCAAUUCUGGUACAUACAGAGAAAAGGUAGUGGUCCAAGCCAACAAAACAAACAUAAUACUACAAGGUCAAGGCUAUCUUGAUACAAUCAUAGAAUGGAAUGACACUGCAAAUUCCACUGGAGGGACUUCCUAUAGCUACUCGUUUGCGGUUUUUGCUUCAAAGUUCACUGCUUACAACAUUAGCUUUAAGAACACUUCUCCUCCACCUUCACCAGGAGAGGUUGGAGCACAAGCAGUGGCACUGAGAGUUACCGGUGAUCAAGCCGCAUUCUAUGGAUGUGGUUUCUAUGGUGCGCAGGACACACUCAAUGAUGAUAGUGGAAGACAUUAUUUUAAAGAAUGUUUCAUUCAAGGAUCCAUUGAUUUUAUAUUUGGAAAUGCUAGAUCAUUUUAUGAGGAUUGUACCAUAAACUGUAUAGCAAAACAAGAUUUGGAUGGGAUUGGUGGAUCUAUCACAGCUCAUGGACGACAAUCAUUGAAGGAAGAAACAGGAUUUUCCUUUGUGAAUUGCAACAUCGUUGGAAGUGGAAAAGUGUGGCUUGGAAGAGCUUGGGGAGCAUUUGCCACAGUGGUUUUUUCAACGACAAACAUGUCUGAUGUCGUAGCUGCUGAGGGAUGGAACGAUUGGAGAGAUCCAUCUAGAGACCGGAGUGUCUUCUUUGGGGAGUACCAUUGUAUAGGACUUGGAGCAAAUUAUACAUCUAGAGUCUCUUAUGCAAGACAACUCAGGGAUUUUGAAGCAACCUCCUAUAUAAAUGUUUCAUACAUUGAUGGAAAUGAUUGGCUUCUUAACUAUUUAACUUAACUUAAUUGUGUAAUUACUAAUUAGUCUGUUUAUUAUAGUCAAUGUAUGAUUUUGAAUUUUUUUUUUUCUAUAAUAAAUUUGUAAAUGUUUC